CUUGCCGGACCUGUCUCUAGACCUGUCUGACGCGACUGACUGGCAAGCAGGCCUGCUGAGGACCGUCCGGCACCAUUUGGACAUCACUGCGGUUGCGACUGAACCCCUCUCCGGCCUUUUCGCAGUUGGCACUGCACGCGGGCGCAUACAUUUGUACGGCUCGCCUGGCGUGGAGUGUACGGUCGACAUUUCUGACCCUGCGGGACUUCGCGUCAAGUUCUUGCAAUCCGCGUCAUCUGUAUUUAAGUUACUCUGCAUCGAUGAGCACGAUCGGCUCUUCGUAUGGGACCUCGCAAACCUGGGUCGGCCAAAAUUGCAGAAGAUAGCUGCCUUUGGUCAACCAGUGCAUGCGAUCACCACUUCUCCAUCGCACACUCAUGCGUUCAUCGCACUGGCGAACGGAGAGGUCAAGACAUACGAUCUACUCUGCCUCCGGAUAUCCCAAUACGUGAUACCAAAUGUAUGGAAGGUCUACGAGGAGAGAUCUCUUGCUGGAGGGCCAUUGUCCGGGUCACCUACGUCGGACAUGAUCAUAGAUAUUGUGAUUCACCCUCGAGACCUGAACCUACUGUUCGUGGCAUAUGAGGGCGGUAUCAUUGUAGCCGACCUAAGAGAGCAGAAGCCUGUCAGGACUUUCGAGCUGACACUGUCUCCUGGAGCACCAGGUGGAACAGGCUAUCACUCCAAGGACAUCCUCCUACCCCGUCGUUCUCAGGUUACGGCCUUGGCCAUCCAUCCAUCUGGCCAUCUUCUCGCCGUGGGCUAUGCCGACGGGACGAUUGGCUUCUGGUCUCUUGAGGAUGAAGACAAGCCUCUACUCCUGCGAAGCAUCGACAGUCCAGAUACAGAGGACCUAAGCUUGGUCGACACCGCCGUCCUCGAGUCCGUUAUGUCUGCUGCUAACCAGCAUCCGCCGGAGCCUCCUCGUGAACCCAUUUUCAAGCUUGCCUGGAGCGGCUUCCCUAACUCAUCCGACCCUCGCGGAGGCGAUACAGUCCUCACUGUUCUUGGCGGUUCGACGAUCGACGCUACUCCUGGUGUGACCACUUUGCUUCUGCAUCCCCUGCAGCCUCCAGCGCCUCCCACAGCAGCCUCACCUAAAGCCCAAAGCUUCACCCAAGGGUUGCAUCCCGACGUGCGCGCCGCAAUGUGCGACUCGCUCAGAGUGAAGAAUGCGCAUACAUACAAUGCUUCGGGACCGGUCCAAGAUUUCCUCCUGUUCCCUCGCUUGACACCGCACUUUUCUGGGACCUAUGAUCCUAGUGCGAUCCUGCUUGUGUCUGACAGCGACGCUCCGGAAGCGCGUGUAUGUGAAGCGUUCGAUUUCCCGCCACCUGAGUUCGUCGAGUCCGGGCCUCCUGAGACCCCCUCUGAACUCAAGGACGACCCCACCCAAGGAUACCCCGAAGAUGGGACUGAGCCAGACUAUGGCUUGGCGAAGGAACUGGCCAAGACGCUUCAGUCGAUGUCAUUAUCGGACGAUCCUUGGCCAGCAAGGCUGCCUCCGUACCUCUGGAGCGCCAUCGGAGAGUAUCUUGUCAAGGUUGACAAGCACGCGUACGAGACCCUCGUACGUGACAAGCAUGGGUCUAUCGAGGGUGAGGUCCCGUUCCCGAUGCGUGGCGGAAUGGCGUGGUCGGAGGAUGCCGACGGUCUUAUGAAGUAUACCAAGCAACAACCCCAUAGGAUCUUGAUAUCGCGUCUUCGGGACCUCUCGAUCCGCUUCUCGGAUGUGAGCUCCCAGCUUCUCGUCAGUAACGGUCAAGAUACCCCUCUCGCGUCGAGUCUCCCUUCGCCCAUCCCGCCCCUCACCAUCGAGCUCGCCCCCAUUCUCAUCGACCGCUCUCUCGGCCUGUCAGCAGCCACUGACUAUGACCUCCGCUCGAACAAAGACCGCGUGGAUGCCGUCUAUUUUGCACCCGAAUCCCUUGAGUGUGCCACAAUUCUCCGGAGCCAGGCAGUCGUCCUGCAUAGACUAGACAUUCCCGCGGACGACACGACCUUUACUCAGAAGAUACUCGAGGACGAAGAGCUGGUUUCAUUGUCACAUCUUCGUGUCCGCAAAGGGUUGCGCUAUCGCCCGGUGUUUGCUGUGCGACCGGAUGCCAGGCGCGGGCCGGUGACCGCUUGUGCGCUCUCGGACGUCGGGUUCCUCGCCGUCGCAUACACCUCUGGGCAGCUGCUCAUCAUCGAUCUGCGGGGACCGCGCGUGAUCCUCCGGAGCGACUCGCACGCCCAUGGCGGCGGAAGCUUCCUGCAGCGACACGCAGAGCAUGAGCCCAUUCUGUCGCUCACUUGGACGUGCUGUGCCUUGGAUACUGACCCCGAGGUCCGCAUCCGCCUCAUCGGCACUGCGGCCUCUGGCCAGACGUCUAUCUACACCCUGGAGCAUAAGGCGCCAAGCACUUGGAUAGUAGAGCACCCACCGGCGGUCGUCGAAGGUUCCGCACGUCCAGUAUCUGGAGGUUCGGUCGUCCUCGAUGCAAAGUCGGGCGCGAGACGUCCCGCCAAUCGUACUGGGUUGGCCUCCGUCCUCCAGAAGGACGAGGCUUUUGGUGCGGAUCCGUCUCCGAAAUACAUUUGGGUCUGCGCAGGUGCGAAGAGCGUACGGACCCUGCUCGACGUCAAUGGGGAGCGUAUUGCAAAGGUGGAGUGGGGAAGCAAGGUCGGGACGAUCGAGCACGUCGAGGUUGUAGGUCGACUCGAUUCGUGUGCUUUGGUCGCAUACACAAGCCGCGGUCAAGGGCUAAUUUACUCUCUGCCACACCUAGAACUUAUCCACACGCUCGAGCUGCAGACAUCCGCGUUGACAGAGCCUCCGAGUACUGACGACACUGGCGACUACAUUACCCAUACCGCAUUCCCGGUCCCUGCCGGGUCGUCCUUCCGUCCGCUCCUCACCACCGAGAUCCGCACACUCUUCAACUCCAGGCGCGCAGCUCCGUAUGAGCUGCCCCUCGUCGACCUCACCCGAGGCCGAGGCUCGGUACCCGCUCAGCCCCAGCCCGUCUCACUCGGGCCACCGUCCGUCAUGAGUUCUGUGCUGGGGUACAUCGGCUCUCUGACGGUCGCGAGUGCCGGCGACCAGAUCGAUGCUCUAUUGGCCGGGCCUGAUAGGCCCAUCCCUAAGCCUCACAGCAAGCUAGCGGAACGCCCUCGUGCGAACAGUCCGGAGGCCGGGUCUACUAGCCCUGCUCAGACAUCAGUCUCCGCAAAGGCGUCAGAGAUGUCGAGUGGUGUGGGUGAUCUUUACAAUCGCCUAGGUACUGCGCUCCAGGAAAGAGGUGAGAUGCUUGGGGAUCUCCAGCAGAGUCUGGACUCGUUGGAGCAAGGAAGCAAGAACAUGGUAGCCCAAGCUAAAAACCUAGCAGCGCAACAAACUGCGAAGCGAUGGUUCGGUUUCUGACACGAGCGCAGUUGCAUGUCGACAUUUCUCGAAUAUCGACUCGUUGUACGAAUAUCCGCGCAUUGUCACAAUCUAUCACAACCCUAGUGAAGUGUCACUUCGCAUGCGCUUGCCAGAUACUACUUCGGUAUUUCCUUGGAGGUGAACAUGUUAGUGAUGUUCACAGUGAGCUUCUUGCGGUGCUCGUUGAGCAUGCCCAGGAA
This is a messenger RNA of Dichomitus squalens LYAD-421 SS1, 3609 nucleotides long. RefSeq lists its product as uncharacterized. The transcript is spliced from 18 exons. Gene Ontology annotation, biological process: establishment of cell polarity; regulation of protein secretion; regulation of exocytosis. The record is from RefSeq and is a predicted model, not a curated record. Lineage: Eukaryota; Fungi; Basidiomycota; Agaricomycetes; Polyporales; Polyporaceae. The coding region runs from base 527 to 3406 and encodes 959 amino acids. Gene Ontology annotation, molecular function: myosin II binding; GTPase activator activity; syntaxin binding. Gene Ontology annotation, cellular component: cytoplasm; plasma membrane.